Messenger RNA from Hibiscus syriacus, 857 nucleotides. RefSeq names its product single-stranded DNA-binding protein, mitochondrial. Gene Ontology annotation, molecular function: single-stranded DNA binding. The transcript is spliced from 4 exons. The record is from RefSeq and is a predicted model, not a curated record. NCBI's taxonomy places the organism in Eukaryota, Viridiplantae, Streptophyta, Magnoliopsida, Malvales, Malvaceae. Gene Ontology annotation, biological process: mitochondrial DNA replication; positive regulation of helicase activity. Bases 118 to 768 code for a protein of 216 amino acids. Gene Ontology annotation, cellular component: mitochondrial nucleoid.
UUAGGGAUUAGAAAAAUUGGUUUGAGAGACGUCAAAGGGCGUGUUGUUGUUUAACUUUGUUUUUAGACCCACAAUACUAUACCCGCGUCGCAGCAUUCCAAAAUUUGAAGCUAAGUAAUGGCGAAAUCGAUGGCAAAUUUAUCAACAAGGGUUUAUCGAUCUCUUUUUUCAAACCCCCAAACCCCUAAACUUUCAAUGCCCUUUUGCACUACCACCACCACCUCUUCUGAAACUUCCGACUCGGAUUCUGACCCAUUUCCCAACUCAACUCCGCCUCCUGAAUCUGCCGAGGACUCCACCACUCAGCGUCGUUUAUACGACCGCCCGCUUAAGAAUGGUCUCGAUACGGGCAUUUACAAGGCAAUUUUGGUUGGACAGGUAGGGCGAACCCCAGUGCAGAAGAAACUGAAGAAUGGGAUGUCGAUUACAAUGUUUUCGGUGGGGACAGGUGGGAUUCGAAACAACAGGAGGCCUUUUGAGAAUGAGGAACCAGGGGAGUAUGCUAAUCGCUCUGCUAUUCAGUGGCAUCGAGUUAGUGUUUACCAAGAAGGGUUGGGAGAUCUUGUCCUGAAGCAUGCUCUUCCUGGUACAAUUGUAUAUUUGGAGGGAAAUUUAGAGACAAAAAUCUUCUGUGAUCCCACCACUGGUCUGGCUCGACGCCUAAGAGAGGUUUCUGUUCGUCGAAAUGGUCGGAUUGUGUUCUUGGGAAAAGGUGAUGAUUCCCAGGGACCAACUUCUGGAGAAAUGAAAGGUGCUGGGCUUUACUAGAAAGCAUUGGUGUUAGUUGAAGAAGAGAACAUGUAGUUGAGAUGGAAAACAAUGUUAAAAGUAUUUUAUUUAUGGAUGAAGUUUGUGGA